Messenger RNA from Coturnix japonica (Japanese quail), 1158 nucleotides. NCBI's taxonomy places the organism in Eukaryota, Metazoa, Chordata, Aves, Galliformes, Phasianidae. The record is from RefSeq and is a predicted model, not a curated record.
AUGUACACGGAGUCGGAGGCCGCCCGCGUUCACUCUCUCGCCGUCAGCCGCGAUUACGGCAGCGCCCCGCGGCUCACCCCAUUGUCCCCAUUGUCCCCACUGACCCCAUUGGCCCCAUUGGCCCCAUUGAUCCCUUCAGGUCGUGUGUUCAAUGGCUCCGCCCGCCCCAUUGAUGGCGGCCCCCCAGUGCUGGCUGAGGACUACCUGGACAUCAAUGGGCAGCCCAUUAACCCCCACGGCCGCACGUACCCGGCUGAGAUGAUCGAGACGGGGAUCUCGGCCAUCGACGUGAUGAACAGCAUCGCACGGGGGCAGAAGAUCCCCAUCUUCUCUGCUGCGGGGCUGCCCCACAACGAGCUGGCCGCUCAGAUCUGCCGCCAGGCCGGCCUCGUGCAGCGCUCCAAGGACGUGCUGGAUUUCCACCAGGAAAACUUUGCCAUCGUAUUCGCCGCCAUGGGGGUGAACGCGGAGACGGCGCGGUUCUUCAAGUCGGACUUUGAGCAGAGCGGGGCCCUGGGCAACGUCUGCCUCUUCCUCAACCUGGCCAACGACCCCACCAUUGAGCGCAUUGUGUCCCCAUGUCUCUCUCUUGCCCAUACUCUCGCCCCCUGCCGUCCAUCCCAGGUCUCCGCAGCCCGUGAGGAGGUUCCGGGCCGUCGCGGUUUCCCCGGUUACUUGUACACGGAUUUGGCCACGAUCUACGAACGGGCCGGGAGGGUGGAGGGGCGGGGGGGCUCCAUCACCCAGAUCCCCAUCCUCACCAUGCCCAAUGAUGACAUCACUCACCCCAUCCCGGAUCUCACGGGUUUCAUCACUGAGGGGCAAAUCUACAUCGACCGGCAGCUGCACAACCGGCAGAUUUACCCCCCCAUCAACGUUCUCCCGUCAUUGUCCCGGUUGAUGAAAUCCGCCAUCGGGGACGGGAUGACACGGCGCGACCACGGCGACCUGAGCAACCAGCUGUACGCGUGUUACGCCGCGUCCCGUGACGUCGUGGCCCUGAAGUCGGUGGUUGGGGAGGAGGCGCUGACGGCCGAGGAUCGACUGCACCUGGAUUUCAUACAGCGCUUUGAGCGGCGCUUCAUCGCACAGGGUCAGUGUGGGGAGAUGGGGGGAGAUGUGAGGAGAUGUGGGGAGAUGCCACCGCGUUCCUGUUGA